Messenger RNA from Colletotrichum godetiae, 816 nucleotides. RefSeq lists its product as uncharacterized. The annotation marks the transcript as partial. Gene Ontology annotation, molecular function: flavin adenine dinucleotide binding. The record is from RefSeq and is a predicted model, not a curated record. The transcript has 3 exons. NCBI's taxonomy places the organism in Eukaryota, Fungi, Ascomycota, Sordariomycetes, Glomerellales, Glomerellaceae.
AUGACUUCCACAUCGAAAGCGUGGGACCACUCGGUCGACGAAAGAAUCGGACACAUCGCCAAAGGCCUUCACAACAACCCCAAAUUCAGCCAAAAGGAAGUCCCAGGUCUCCAAGCUCUCCUCGAUGACUACAUCAACGACGACGUAGACGUUGACUACGUCCAAUUCCUCCGUAGGCUGCUCCAGGUCUUCAAGGACUCGAAAACCGAUGGGGCAUUCUCCAAUAUUCUCCACAAGCACACUGACGAUGAGCAAAAGCGCAUCAAGAGGUUCCUCGUCGGAGAUGAUCCCAAGAAGAUCAGCGACGGCUUCCAUAUGGGACCGAGUCUGGGGUGCCGGGAGGAGUUGGCGAGACUGCAUGAGGCGGACUGCGUUAUCCAGGUUGGUGCGCAGGGUAUCAAGAAGCUCAAACAGCCUUUUCGUGCGCUUGCUGUUAAGGAAAGGGCGCUUCUCCAUAACACGUUGAGCAAGAUGGAGAACUUCAUCGAGGGUAACAAAGACGAGCUGCGGGGAGCUGGUAUCGUAGUGUACUACAAGACGGAGUUCCAGAACUGGGGUUUGACUGUUAAGAACGUCCCGGCACUCACCUGUGUGCCGAAGACGUCUCAGGAGGUCCAGCUUAUUGUGAAGUAUGCAAAGGCCCACAACAUGGGCGUGCGAUGCUCAGGUUUCCGUCACUCGUGGUCUCCAGUCUUUGCAGAGAACGGCUACGUUCUCAUUUCCCUCCUCGGCCUUCACGAGGUCACCAAGCUGCCCAACAUCACGGCUCUCCCACUCCCAGAGCCCGCAGCCAACGACCUCCAAACAAUCAGCAUG